Messenger RNA from Prorocentrum cordatum, 4326 nucleotides. The record is from the annotation of a GenBank genome assembly. NCBI's taxonomy places the organism in Eukaryota, Dinophyceae, Prorocentrales, Prorocentraceae.
AUGCAGAGCGCGGGGCCCUGCAAGCCGCUCUACGCGAUCGGCGACAGGAUGGCUGAGAGGGCGCAGUGGGACAUGGAUGCGCGCGCGCAGGCCAUGGAGCGCCACCAGGGCAAGAGGGAGUUCUUGAGGGGGCUGGAGUGCCAGUGCCAGCAUCUGGUCCGCCCGCAGCUGGAGGACGAGCUGGGGCCCGACGAGGCGUGGGACGAGCUGGUGGAGACGGUGCGCGAGGUGGGCCUGGCGCACGUCGGCGUCAAGGCGCGCGACACGAGGGAGAUGGAUGAGGCGACGGCGCAGCGCAAGAAGCUGUUGCAGGAGCGGGCGGCCAUUCGUCGUCGGCAUGUGGUCGAGGGUGAGGCGGCGACAUCGACGGAGGCCGAGGUGGAGAGGUGCGUGCAGGAGCUCAGGGCGCCGGCGGAGGCGGAGAGGGUGGGCGACGCGGCCACGGUCUGGAGGCUGGCCCACUUGCUCGGCGAGAGGGGGAAGGGCACGCGGCGUCGGGCGCACUGCGCACCCCGCCGCCUGGAGCACGCGGCGGCGGCGCGGCGCCAGCUCCUCGCGGGCCCCGGGCGCCCGGGGGGGCACGCGGCGACGGAGCUGGACUCGAGGCCGUACCUGGAGCAGCUCAGGCAGCCGCUGGUCAGGCGCUGCUCGGCGCGGGAGGCUGAGGAGGCGGCGGCGCUGGGCUUGAAGGAGCUGGAGGAGCGCCUGCGCAGGGGGGCGCAGCCUCGUCGCGCAGCGUCGCCGUGGUCGGCGCCUGUGCCAGCGUGGAGGAUGUGCUCGGCGCCGAGGUCGGCCCCGGCGCAGGGCGAGGGCAUCGGCUACAGGUCGGAGCCCCCGAGCAUGGAUGCGUUCAGGGAGCGGCUGCUGCACUGCCUGGCCCUCGUCCGCGCGUUCCAGGCUGCCCCUUUGGCGCGGCCCAGGUCUAGGGCGGCGGACAUCGGCAGGGUCACCCACGUGAUGCGCACCAUCGGCAAAUGCUUCGCCACGUUGUUGACGACGAGGGCUGAGCAGGAGAAGGCGGCGCCGAAUGACUUCGGCUUUGUCCCGGGGCGCUCUCGGGAUGGGGCGCUGGCGGUCACCGCGGCGGUGGCCGAGCGGGCGGCGCACUUCGGCCUCGCGGCGAUCGCGAGCUUCAAGGACUUGAGCAAGGCGUUCCAGUGCCCGCCCGCGGGCGACAUGAUGCGGGGCCUGGGGGGCUUGGCGCGCGCGGAGGAUCACCCCAUUGUGGCGCGCAGGGUCUUCGACUACCACUGUGAGGGCGUGCUCAUCGGCGACUCGAUCGGCCCGCCGCUCUUCCUCGAGGUGUUCACACCGGUGGCGACCGAGUGGGCCAUCGAGGACUCGGGUCGGCCCGACGCGCAGCUGUUGGAGGCGAAGUCCGUCGUCGCGGGCGCCGCGCUGGACCUCGGCCUCGCGAAGUUUGCGGAUGACCUCUGCAAGCGCUUCGUUUCGUGGCGCCACGACACGGUGAUCAAGAAUCACAAGGCCUCGGACGACCUGCUGGACAGGUUGCUGGAGCCGCGCGGGUUCCAGCAGAACAUCUCUAAGCAGUGCGCUAUGUGCGCCUUCCGUGGGGUUGGGGCCAGGGCCUGGACGAGGGCCUUCUUCGCGGGCAGGGCCCGCGUGGCGGCGGCCACGCGGGGCGUCGCGGACAUGGGGCGCUUCUGGAAGGCCGAGGCCUCCGUUGAGGUGGUGCGGCAGGUCUUCCGCUCUAAGGUGCUGGGGGCCCUCCUCUCGGGGACGGCGGCGGUCGUGCCCGCGCAGCCUUUCCUGGCCUCCCUGGGGGGGGGGGGGGGCGCGCUGCGCCUGGGCCGUUCGGCCCUGGGCGCGCGGGUGCUGAGGGGCUUCCUGGAGGAGGAGGGUUACCAGCAUAGGGCCAUGCCCUCCCAGGUCGUGCGCCAGCUGCUGCAGAUGGCGGACAUCGAGACCGAGCUGCGGGCGGGGAGGCUCGGGUUCAUGAAGUGCAUGGUGCGCCACCCUGGGGGCCACGAGAUGGAGCUCACGGCGCUAUUCGGCCAGCUGCCCUUCGCGCUGCAGCCCGUGCUGGGCGAGGACGGCCGCUCGGGCGAGGGGGCCUCGGCGCUCGCGAGGCUGCUGGUGGGCGACCUGGCGCGGCUCUUGCACGCGUCGGAGCGCGUGGACCUGCUGGAGGUGUGGGGCGAUCGCUGCAGGGUGCGCCGCGCGACGAGGUCCUUCAGCUCGACCCUCGUGUGCUCCGGGUCCGCGGAUGGGCGGCGCGGCAGGGCCAAGGCCGCCGCGAAGCCUCGCGCCCGCCGCCAGCAGCACGAGUUCGAGGAAAUGAUGGCCUCGAUGGCGCGCCUGGUGCUCUCGCACGACCUCCAGAUCCGCGGCCUCGAGUCGGCCUGCUACAUCGCGUUCAAGGUGCCGAUCGACAACGACAUGAUCAAGAACGCGAAGGACGCGGGCAAGAACUUCAGCAACAUGUGCCGCGGCAAGAGCCCCACGCAGCACGGCCUGGGACCGCCGCUGCUUUACCUUGUGGAGUCGGCGGUGCGCCCCCUCGCCAGCGCGGCGGAGGUGACGGGCACCGACCUGGAGGGGCCAGUGAAGGCGCUCCACGCUCAGGUCAGCGACAAGGAGUUCACGAUGUCCAGCUUCAAGUAUGUCAAGGUCAAGGACAUGUGCGACAAGGAGCACACCCGAGUGUGCGUGGCGGUGGGGGUGCCCGAGGUCGCGGCCACGUUCAAGAAGGCCACGAUCAAGGUCGGCAGCGAGGAUCUGCUGGGCACCGCACCGCCAGCCCGCUUUCCGCCCUGGGGCGUGCGCGGCAGGGUAGGCGGGUGCCUCCGCUUCGAUCACAUCCCGAGGCCAUGCGAUGAGCCGUGCGAUGAGCCGUGCGAGAGGCUGGCUGGCAAGGCGGCCGAGAGCAGCAGCGGCGACGGCGAGAAGCGGGCGGCCGAGGACGAGGCGCUCGAAGCGGCACCCGCGGGUGCGCCCCUGGCGAGGCGGUGGCUCGAGCGGCGAAGGCGAGCAGAAGCGGCAGCCGUGGCUGCGCCUCCCGGGCCCGCUGACACUGACUGCUCUCGGGAGCACGGCCCCGUCGAUGAGCCACGCUCGCGGGCGGAGCUGAGCGAGAAAGCGGCGGCCAAGGGCGAGGCGUUCGAAGCAGGAGAUGCAUUCUUCAGCUCCGCUGGAACUGCCUGCUCUGAGGAGCGCGGCCCCGUCGAUGCGCCAUGUUCGCGGGUGGAGCUUACCGCGGCGUUGAGGCGUAUGUUCGAGCCGCUGGCGAGCACCGGGGGGUACCUCGAGGAGGAGCGCAUCCAGGCCUCGCAGGCGCCGCGGAGCCCGCCCGCUGUCGACGCCAAGCAGCGGGUGUAUCCCAGCUCGUGUUGCGGAUCGGGCGGCAGCAGCACGGAGCAAGGCAACCCGCUGCCAGUGGAGCCCGCGCCCCCGGCCGAGGUGAUCCGAACGAGUGGGGCCAUCCUCGAGCUUCCAUGGGGCUUUUGGCCCCCGCCUGGCCUCGCGGUGCCCCCGGGCAUGCCGCCGUGGGUGCGGCGUGGACCAGGCGCCGCCCCGGUGGACGAGACCCACGCAAGCUCCGACUCCUCGUGCACCGACGAGGCUGCUGAGCCCCCUGGGCCGGCGGGCUGGCAGGAACCCGCGCAGGCGGCGCCAGCGGGCGGCACCAGGGAGUACCUCGAGGAGGAACGCACCCAGGCCGCGCAGGAGCCGCGGAGCCCGCCCGCUGUCGACGCCAGGCAGCAGGGGUAUCCCAGCUUGUGCUGCGGAUCGGACGGCAGCAGCGAGGAGGAAGGCAGCCCGCUGUCAGUGGAAGCCUGGGCGCGGGCCGAAGUGAUCCGGACGAACGGGGCCAUCCUCGAGCUUCCAGAGGGCUUUUGGCCCCCGCCUUGCCUCGCGGCGUCCCCGGGCAUGCUGCCGUGGGUGCGGCGUGGACCAGGCGCCGCCCCGGUGGACGAGCCCCGCGCAGGCUCCGACUCCCCGUGCACCGACGAGGCUGCUGAGCCCCCUGGGCUGGCGGGCUGGCAGGAGCCCGCACAGGCGGCGCCAGCGGGCGGCAAGGCAGGGGAGCCGCAGGGGAAGGUGCAAGAACUUACCGACGAUGCCCUUGGUGCCCUUCUGCGGCUCUGGAGCCAAAGCGAGGCAAACGGGCAGAGGGGCCUGGCGGCGACACUGAUCGCGCAGCCGUUCCAGCUCCAGGUCGAGGGUGUCGUCAUUGGCCGCAAGGCGCCGCACGCUCCAGAGCAGGCCUCUGUUGCCGAGGCUUUAGGGGCGUCCAGGCCCGCGGCUGCGGCGAAGGGCCGCGCGGCGCUGGCGCUGGGCCCGGGAGGAGCAUAUUUUUGUUGA